CACUUCCUGUUUGCCAUGCAGUUCCUCUACGUGGAGAUGAAACUUCAGAAGUUGUUGACUGAUUGCAAUGGUCAAACUUAUGGACUAAUAUCCAGUCCCUGAAUACAGAAGGAGCAUGUCUGGUCUUUGGACACUCAUUGUGGAAGAAAAAAAUCGUUGUUAUGAGUAGAGGGUAUACUCGAGGUGCCAGCCGGGAUUCACUGCUGUCAAAGAAAAAUGACAACCAGUUCUCAUCCGGCCAGAUUCAAAAUGUCAAAUCUUCGAGAGUUUAUGUGUUUGGGAACGACUCGGUUGUCCAGGAUGAAGAGGAGGAGUAUGAACUCGAAAUGUCAGAAAUCAGAUCGAGGCGUGGAAUGUCACAACCUUCACGUGAAAUGGUCACAGAAAGCGAACCCUCAUUCUUCGAUAAGGAGCUUAGUGAAGGGGAUACACUGCAGAAAAUUGCCCUACAGUAUUCUUGUCCAGUGUCAGAGUUGAAGAGAAUUAAUAACUUAAUCCGAGAUCAAGACUUCUAUGCUCUGAGAAAAAUAAAAGUGCCUAUCAGGAGAUAUGGAGUCUUGUCAGAAAUUAUUGAAGAGGAGAAGAAGAAAAAACCCAGAGAAACGUUUUCUACGGAACUCAACAGUGCAAGUUACAUGGAGGAAACUGGCCCCCUUCUGGAGAACUAUGACGAUCCUGAGUCCUCCCACGACCUCAGUGACCCUGACACACAGAUGAAGAUCAUCCGGACACUCAGUAUACGAGAUAAUAUAAACUCCCAAAGCAGAGAAGCAGAGAAUUUUCUCAAAAGCAUGGAUAAAGAUUUGUCUAAAAUGAAAAAGUCUCGAGGGGACCGCAACUCUCUUGAUGAAGUAAUAUCAGUGCUGACAAACAAAACAUUCUACCCUCUUGAAAGGAGGAAAUCCCAGGCGUACAAUGGCGCGGACUGUGGAAUGUCGUACCGCACGAUUAUAGCAACAGUGAUUGUUCUCUGCAUCGUCAUUCCUGUUGUAUUGGGCACUGUGUAUCAUUUUAAGGGGUUUUCUUGAUCUUGCCAAAGAUGAAUGAAUGAUUAGGAUUAGCUUUGUCAGAACCAUGAUGUCCGACCAGUAUUAGGCAGGCAGAAGACAAAAUGUCACGUACUGGGAAAGUGAAAAUGUCUUAUUGUCAGGGCAGGGGCGGUCGGGUAGCCUAGUGGUUAAAGCGUUCGCUCAUCACGCCGAAGACCCGGGUUCGAUUCCCGACAUGGGUACAAUGUGUGAAGCCCAUUUCUGGUGUCCCCCGCCGUGAUAUUGCUUGAAUAUUGCUAAAAGCGGCGUAAAAUCUCACUCACUCACUAUUGUCAGGGCAGGAACUGGUGUUUCUAAGCACUUGAGCAGUGGGAAACUAACUAACACCUGAUUAUUCUCCUCUCCUGGAGGAUACCGUUAGCAUGAGUAAGAUACAGGGGUAAGAUAUGGUCACUUGUACCAUAGUCCAAGACUUGUAGAAAUCUAGAGAAACUUGUUUUUAAACAAACAUGGCAGCCAUGCUGAAAAACAUGUUCAUGGCAAUUACUCAACCAUUUUAGCUCAAAAUGUAAUGAAAUCUGGUAUGUAUGUGUAGUUAGUAGUUGGGCUAGACACACAUGUUCCUUUUUUGUGCUGUUUAAAAUGUCAACCACAGAAUUUCCUUUUACUUCUAGAUCUAUGUUUGCCAUAUUGGCUAGCAUAAUACUGAUGGAGGAUCAGUUAUGUAGAAAAUAUAUGUCUCCUGGCCUUGACAGACAAACUGUCUUCUCAAAGAUCAUAUGUGCAUGGUGAGCUAUCCACACGUAUCCAUGGUAAUAUAUCUUCAUUAUGCUACAAGACGUUUCGAUUGUAUUAGCGAAAUAUAAGUUGAGAUGAGUCCUGGUGAUUCUGUAGUCUGCUACUCAUUAAAUCAUAAAUAAACAGCAUCUGUUUUUAACCAACAUGGUCAACCAAACCAGCAUCAAAAUGAAGCUAAGGUGGGACUAGGUGCAGGGUCUGUAUCCCAACUGAAUGGAGAUUGAUAGUGAGCAAACUAUUGCUUCACCUAGCCUGGCUGAGUAGUCUCCUGUCUUGUAUCAUCUAUACCUGGGAGGACAUUGCUGAGUCCGCCAGCCUACUACAUCAAGUACACACUUGUCUACAGUUAUUGUCCCGUUCGGUAAUGUUGUAGACACAAGGUCCUUCCAUUAGACCACAAUAUUUAAGGAUUAGAUUUUUUAUCAAAAGUGUGAAAGGUGUUAUUUAAGAAUGUUUGUUUUUAAACCAACUGUUCAAGGCCUCCAUAUAUUAACUGUCAAUGUGUGAGUCAUGAUCCAUGAGUGUUUGGUAGGACCACAUAUAGGUGUAUUUCAUGAUGUAAAGAAAGGAACAGUUUCAGUUCCUUAUCGCUAGUUCCCCAGGGACAAUACAGUGAUGUGAGGAGGGAUAAAAGUAAUGAUUUAUUGUGGACUUCAUGGUUUUGACAAAGUGGGUGGUUCUACAACUUCUGCUGUUUAUCAUGUACAUAUGUUUCUCUAUGUCUACACUGUAUACUACCCGAUAUUGUGAUAUGGGAUGGUGAAAGUUUAAUAUCAAUUACUGAAGAAAAACAAAUCUGUAUAUAUGGAAGUGGUGAGUUCAUUUCAGUUUGUGUGUGCAAGUGUUUUAAAAGAACUGUCAUAUCACGACAGCCAUGAUGAAGAAUCAGUGUUUAAGAUUAGGAGUGAAAUCCUGGCACCCUUGUCAUUACUGUAAUGUAAAUAAUAAAACAUUUAAGGGGUCCUUAGAUUAAUAACAAUAGCAGAUAACCUCAUGCUUGAGGACCCAAGGAUUGCCCAUAUUUUUGAACACUGAAGCAUUAUCAUCGUGUAAUUUAAAGGUCAUCAUAAGACUGAACAUUGCAUAGACUCCAUCUUAUGUAAAGUCAUUCUCUUCUAUAUGUUGUAUAUAUUUUAAGAUUGUUUUUUCUUUGAUAAUUUACACCUCUAUGAAAUGCUUGAUAGCUGUAUUCAGCAGUCUGUGCCUUUAACUUCUUGAGAGAAAGUUUAGAGAAACAUGUUUCAACAUUAGUGAUCAGACGUCAUGUUUGUAGUGUGGUCACAGCUGGCCCAGUCAUCUAUGGUGUCACAGUUCGCUAUGCAGAUUUGCAUACCUGUGUCUUGCCAAGAUGCUACUAUUAUCAUAGGUUCGGAUCCCAGAUUCUCCGUGAUUGUUGAUCUGUCAGCACAAUGCCCAUGCUUGUGAGAUUCGCUAAAGUGGUAAAUGUCUUGGAUUUGAAUCUGUUUGGUCUUUCCUCCAUGUAAAGCUGACAUGCUGUGAUAUAACUGAAAUACUGUUCAAAGCAGCAUUAAAAACGACUCCCUGAUUCAUAUAUGUGGCAUGUUUGAGAAAUGAAAAACGAUGCUGAUGAUAUUACAAAGGCUAGUACGAAGUAGGUUGGAGUUGUUUUUCACAGGUUGUUUAUAGGAUUUCAUAGUUGAUAAAGAAUCGCUUAUAUAUUCGGGUAACAAGACAGGACAGUUGAACCAGGUGGCAGUGACGUGCCAGAUGAUGAUACUGCCACACCAUAUCCGCAACACAGCAUGUAGCACCAUCACCUCCUGGACAUAGUCCCCGGCCCGGCAGUGUUCCACAUCCCCUACUUCAUCAAUGCCGCCAUUGUGCCUGCAGUAGGAACACAGCCCCAUCUCAUGGCAACCGCCACUGUUUUGCUGCUUGUAGGGAGACUGUUGAGCACCAUUCUCAGUCAGCAUGCUGACAAGGGGAAUCAUCUACCUGCUUGUGUAUGUGUUUUGUUUUGAAUGCCACAAUCAAUAUUAUGUACAACGAUCCACGCACCACCAACCAAGUCACCAAGCAUGACCACCUGAUCCUUUUGGUCCUCUCUUACGACCAGCAUAGGUUGCUGGGGACCUGUUCUAACCAGGGAUGCCCACAAGGGACCUGCUUGUCAAUGACAGUAGUCUAGACAUGACAGGGAGUGGUAAACUAACCAGCAUCUACAUCUGUGCUAAAUAUAUUGGAUACAAUCUGUGACCUUAGCCACUAAUCCAAAGCCUGCAUCUUGUAUUGUUUCUUUCAGUCUUGUAUUUGCUGAGUCCAUACAUAAACACCAAGAUCUUGCCUGGCUUGUGGUCAGCAUGUUAAUCAUGUGAAGGAAAAUACUAAUGACAUCUUGAUGACAUAUAUAUAAUGCUUAUCCAUGUAUUUGUGGGGUUUUUUUUAAACAUUUUGAAUAUGCUUGCAGUCUGAUUGACCUUUUGUCCAUUUUGUCUCAAGACUUUUAGGUAAUCAUGUCAUUUCUGCAUUGUUGUGUAAGCAUCCUGUAGGUUGCUUUAUGUAUGGCUAUAUCAGUGAUACAAUCACACAGUGUUUAUUCUACAAGUUUUUAUGAACACAAAGAUAGUGCUAUUCUACAGGUUUUACCAUUUCUACUGCUGUAUUACAUACAUUCAUCAUAUUUGACCCAAACUUUUGAAAUGCCAGGAAAGAUAGAUUAUCACUACAUGGUAUUUCAUCAAGAUAGUGCUUUACCUCAAUACAUUAUGGUUUUUCAAAGUUGCACAACAACUAAUGGGAUUGCUUUAAUAGUGCCCCUGCUCUGUUGGUCUAUCAUGUCAGUCUUAGUUACCCAGGGCAGGUAUCGCGGCUCGGUAGUCGUGUGUAACAGGAAUUAUACUGAAUCCAUCAUGUAAAUAUUGCUUCUUCGUUUUCAGACAAGACGAUGUCAGGGACAUGUCAUUUAAGUCACUAUGGACAUGCAGUUGUACCAAGCAGUGGUCAGUUUAAACCAAGUGUGUGUGGAAGCGAUGUCCAAAUGUGUGUGUGUAUGUGUGAGAGGUAGCGAACACAACUAUAUUUAGGUUGGGUUGAACAAACUUUGUGUGUGUCCAGAUCCUGGUCGACUGUCUCACUCAAGGUGCACGACCAGGUGACUUCAUCAAGUACCACUCACAUAAUGUUAUACCAAAUAAAAUAUUCAGUUACACAAGUUCAUGUUUAUUAUUUCGACCUACCCAAGCUAACUUGUUCUGUCAAGCAUUAAAUAAGAAAGUUUCUUACACGCCCAUGGGUGAGAAACCCAUUUGAUAUAACUGGUAUCAAACGUGUAAGAUGGAUUCCCAGGUCUGUGAUUGGCUACUCCAUGGUGAUGACCUAAGGUCAGAUUAUGAUUGACCUCUUUCCUGGUUGUAAUCCACUGACAGAUUUCUUGUGCUUCAGUGGAAUUCACCUAUGUCUGUCACGAAGCAUUUUGGUUUUGUAAUGUUCGUAAAAAAAUGUUUUUGCAGGGUCACACUAGGUGUGAGUUGUUAGCAGUAAGCUGGAUGACGACACUUAUGACUUUUGCGUGAUGUGCGCCACUGCGAUCAUGAGGAUAGACAAAAUAUGAAACAAUUUGAUGCUAAAAUGGAUUUUAGAGUGCGUAAAAAACGCCUUACUGCACAUAUGCAUGUCAUUUACGAUAUAUCUUACAAGUCGUAAGAUGAAUGGUAUCUGACAGACACGUGUGUCGAAGUCUCUGUGUCCUUUUAUAUUAUUGAUAGCAAGUGCCAGGAAGACUGGGAACAUUUAAUACCACAAAAACAAACUUCUGGGCAUUAAAUACUCAUUAACAACCAUAAAGCUAAACAACACAGUGUGUAUCUUCUGAGAAACUUGCAGUAUCUGUCGGACCAGGAGAAAGUACUUAGUAUCCAUCAAAGUAACUUUUGUAUGCUUAUACCUUUUGUUUGUCUUCAUAGGUGUAGUGACAAGAUUAGUGCUAAUCUACGCCUGUACAAGGUGAAUAUCCGUAAUGUGGUAUUAGCUGCUUUAUAAGGAGAUAAAAUGUGCCUGAUGUUUGACAAUGGAAGCUGACAUCACCAUCUAGACUUGCCUGGUGCUAUAUUACCAAGGGUGUUAUGCACUAGACUUGCCUGGUGCUGUAUUACCAAGGGUGUUAUGUACUAGACUUGCUUGGUGCUGUAUUACCAAGGGUUUUAUGUACUAGACUUGCUUGGUGCUGUAUUACCAAGGGUGUUAUGUACUAGACUUGCCUGGUGCUGUAUUACCAAGGGUAUUAUGUACUAGACUUGCCUGGUGCUGUAUUACCAAGGGUAUUAUGUACUAGACUUGCUUGGUGCUGUAUUACCAAGGGUGUUAUGUACUAGACUUUCCUGGUGCUGUAUUACCAAGGGUGUUAUGUACUAGACUUGCCUGGUGCUGUAUUACCAAGGGUAUUAUGUACUAGACUUGCCUGGUGCUGUAUUACCAAGGGUAUUAUGUACUAGACUUGCCUGGUGCUGUAUUACCAAGGGUGUUAUGUACUAGACUUGCUUGGUGCUGUAUUACCAAGGGUAUUAUGUACUAGACUUGCCUGGUGCUGUAUUACCAAGGGUGUUAUGUACUAGACUUGCCUGGUGCUGUAUUACCAAGGGUGUUCUGUACUAGACUUGCCUGGUGCUGUAUUACCAAGGGUGUUAUGUACUAGACUUGCUUGGUGCUGUAUUACCAAGGGUAUUAUGUACUAGACUUGCCUGGUGCUGUAUUACCAAAGGUGUUAUGUACUAGACUUGCCUGGUGCUGUAUUACCAAGGGUAUUAUGUACUAGACUUGCCUGGUGCUAGAUUACCAAGGGUUUUAUGUACUAGACUUGCCUGGUGCUAUAUUACCAAGGGUGUUAUGUACUAGACUUGCCUGGUGCUGUAUUACAAAGGGUGUUCUGUACUAGACUUGCCUGGUGCUGUAUUACCGAUGAUCAAGGUCUGGACAUGCUUGGUGGUAUAUUACCAUAGCAUACAUUAUUUAGUCCUGCCUAGUAAUGUAUUAAUAAGGUUAUCUCAAGUGUAUAGCAUCACACCACCUCCUGUCACAGCCAAUGUGGAAAAUGCUUAACUUCACACACCAUAUGCUGGUGUCCACAGCUGUUGACGCUACCGGUACAUGCCAAGCUCACCUUACCUGUUGACUAUCCAAUUCCAAUAGAUACCAAAAUGUUAGCUCAAUCAAUUUGUUCUUUUUUCCGUUUCCACCCACACAGUAUAUAAUUCACUAGGUAAUGGUAGUUUUAUACUCUAUUAAUGCCAUUAUUAUCUAUUAUCAGUAACCUGUUAGAGGUUCAGAGAUAUUUUUUUCUGAAAUUGUGUCGAGGUCCUUGUUCAUUCCAACAGGAUAUUUUUAUUUGCAGCACUUGUACUGAUAUGUGUGUCAAUCUCUUCAAAGAUCAAUAAACUAUGUCAUAAAGAUAGCGAGACGCGCUGAGAUAACAGCUGAGCACAAUCCAUGGUUAGUGGGACACUCAGUACAUGAAAUUAAUACUGUAUUGGAGUCCUGCUCAGAAAUGAUGUCAUCAAAUUUCAUUGUGAAGACAUUGCUAAAUCUUACUAUGCUGUUGUUCAUAGGAAUUUAUCUGGGUUUCCGUCAAGGCCCAUAUGUCUCCGGAUCACCCACAAAUGUCAGCAACAUUCUCAUAUUUGAACUGAAAUAUCCCAGUUCAUAUAAUCAUGUACCAGGAUAGCCCUGAUCUUUUGGUUUUACAAAGGUGACUAUUAUUUCCCUGAAAACCAAACCAUUUAAUAAAACCCAUCAUAUUGCCUUGUAUGCAAAGCUAAAUUAUCUCCUAAAUUAAAAGUAACGACUUAAUUUUUCACCAUAUUUGUAAAAAAAAGCCUAUCAAUGCCAACGUUCCUAUUGUUACAAGGCUACCCAGUGAUACACUGCUCCAUGCUGAGUUGUCCCCCCUAGUUGUCAAAGGUUGAAGUCCAAGUUUGGACCCAGUUAUGAUAGUUGGUCUGUCAGAGCCAAACUCGAGCUCAUGGUUCCAUCAAAGUGGUACACAUUGUUGGUUUAAGUUUUACACAUUAAGCUGACAAGCUGUCAUACAGUUACAUCUAACAGUAUCUUAGUUAUAUAAAGGUAAUAUUACUUUUGUUUUGACACUUUUCUGUUUGUCUUCUCAAUGAUCCUGUGUAGCUAAUAUGUCGACCUCUUGCAUGAGCUGGUCCAUGGUUGCAAACAGCCUCAUCACAUUCAGGUGAUGGUUAAAUGUCCUUGUCUAUAGAUCUUGUGAUACAGUCGCACAUGAUGCAGCAGGGGGAUGUGGUGUACUGUUUAAAUAUUCAUGCUGCUUGUGUAACUGUACAUACAUUACAAAUCUUUCACUUGUCACAACUGUAUUAUUUACAAAGUGUACAUAGGAGUUGACAUAUUCAAUACUUUACUCAAUGCUUACAUCGAAAACUAAUGGAUGAAAUGUUAUGUGUAAUGGAAAACAGUUUGUAAAUAAUCAAGAAAUAAUGAAUAAAUUAAUCAGGUUGCCAAUGGA
Messenger RNA from Haliotis rufescens (red abalone), 8271 nucleotides. RefSeq names its product lysM and putative peptidoglycan-binding domain-containing protein 3-like. Bases 162 to 1028 code for a protein of 288 amino acids. The record is from RefSeq and is a predicted model, not a curated record. The transcript has 2 exons. NCBI's taxonomy places the organism in Eukaryota, Metazoa, Mollusca, Gastropoda, Lepetellida, Haliotidae.